Molecule: messenger RNA, 1134 nt
Organism: Cutaneotrichosporon cavernicola
Lineage: Eukaryota; Fungi; Basidiomycota; Tremellomycetes; Trichosporonales; Trichosporonaceae
Exons: 5
Coding region: 1-1134 (377 amino acids)
Biological process (GO): protein lipoylation
Cellular component (GO): cytoplasm; mitochondrion
Molecular function (GO): lipoyltransferase activity
Source: RefSeq, a predicted model, not a curated record
AUGCUGUCUCUCGCGCGGCGUGCGCCCCGCAUUGUACCGUUAAGCGCGCGCGCAUUCUCCGCGACCCGGCCUCGCGCCGAGGAGAUCACUCUUGGACCGCCCGCAUGCUACGUCUCCCACUCCACCGAUCCGUGGUUCAACCUCUCCUACGAGGACUGGCUUUUGCGGUACACCCCCGUGACCCAACCCAUCCUCUUCGUGUAUCGGAAUAUACCAUGCGUCGUAAUCGGACGUAACCAGAACCCAUGGAAGGAGACGACACCGCGAUACCUCCGCGAAAUCGAUCUGCCCCUCGUCCGCCGACGCAGCGGGGGCGGAACAGUCUACCACGACCUGGGGAAUACAAACUUCAGCGUCAUCACCCCCCGAGCGCUGUUUACCCGAAAUGGAGGGGCGGAACUCGUGUCCAGAGCUGUUAGGGAACGGCUGGACGUCCCGAGCUGUACGGUUAAUGAGCGGAACGACGUCGUCCUCCGUCCCGACGGCACCAAGGAGGGCGAGCUCAAGGUCUCGGGAUCGGCGUACAAGAUCAUCUCGCAGCGCGCUUACCACCACGGCACAAUGUUGAUUUCUUCCGAUGUAGAGCACCUCGGCGCCGCGCUCCGUUCAUCCAAUCCCAAGAUGGAAACUAAAGGGAUUGCGUCGCACCGCGCGCCCGUUAGUACCAUUAAUGCUUACCGCGCGGGCGAGAAGGAGAUCACCCAUGACGACUUUGUGCGCGCUGUUCGGGACGAGUUCUGCGCGAGGUACCCCGGUGACGUGAGCGAGUACGACGUGCAUGAGGAGGACGUCGAGUUGCCGCAGGUCGCAGAGGGGAUGGCAGAUAUGAAGUCAUGGGAAUGGCAGUAUGGCCAGACGCCCGAGUUCACCAACAUCAUCCAUGGCCAAGUUAGCGCUGGAAAGCUCACGGCUCACAUUGCGAGUCGGCACGCCCUCAUUACCGAGUGCACUAUCGAGCUUGACAAGCACGAGAGCGCCGCGGACGACGCGGCGCAGGACGCGCUCGAGCAUAUCUCGCUCGCGUUGAGGGGUUUGAGGUAUGAGAACCUCGAGGGUGUCGAAAACAUCCUUGGCCACUCUGUGCCGCCUGACCUCGCAUGGGAGGUGCUGCUGUGGCUCCGGGGAUCGAUGUGA